AUAUCUUGUUCAUAUGCUGUCGAGCUUUGAAAGUGCUAACGUAUUUCUCAGAAGUCGGUGUUGGACGUGACGAUGGGACGCGCUUUGCUCAGUGUUGUUCUGGUGUUAUUCUUGCUGAAUACGCUCCUCCACUUUGAACACACUGAAGGUCACACCAGACCUGUCCUCACCGUGUCCCCGUCAUGGCUGAGUCCUGGAGCCUUGGUGACCCUGAACUGCUCUGCUAAAGAUCUCUCAACGGGAUGGAGGUUCUACUGGUAUGAGGCUGUCCCCCAAGUAUCAGGCAGCCUGUACGGAUUUAAGAUGCUACCUGGAAGCAGCGGAGGGACUGAAGACAGUUCUUUCACAAUUCAUGGGCAGACAUACACAGCAGGAUAUGUGUGCAAAGCUGAAAGAGUGACACCAAAGAAUUACACGUAUUAUAGCAAACCCAAGUUUGUCUGGUCUGGAGAUUUUAGGUCGGCAGCAGCCAGAGUGAGGCCCGACAGAGUGCAGCACUUUCCCUCUGAGUCUGUCUCGGUGAGGUGCGAGGGAAGCUCCUCCGAGUGGAGACUGAUGAGGCUUUCUGCCGCAGGCCACCUGUCAAACUACACCAACUGGGGGGAAAUGGACAAAUCCACAUUCAGCAUCCACAAGCAUACAAACAACACGGCAGUGUACUGGUGUGAGACUGGAUCAGGCCAAUUCAGCAAUGCAGUCAACAUCACUGUGCAAAAGAAAGAUAUCAUCUUAACGAGUCCCGUCCAUCCUGUGACUGAGGGAGAUCUUGUCACUCUCGGCUGCAAACCGGAGGCAGGAAAUUUUACUUCCAGGGUGCUUUUCUACCGAAAUGACGAGCUCAUCCAAAAUGACACCAGAGGGGAGAUGGGGAUCUCUGCGGUGUCGGGGUCUGACGAAGGGUUCUACAGGUGCGAAUCCUCAGGCAAUGUGUCACCACUGAGCUGGGUGGCAGUAAAAUUGUCCAGACAGGAAAGCUCUUCAUAUCAUCUGCCACUGACUGUUGGGAUGGUUUGUUGCAGUCUGCUGGUUAUUCUCCUGCUGCUCUUCUGUUGCUGCAGAAAGUCAAAGUAUUUGUGCUUUGCCAGAGCCCCACAGUCUCAGAGGACCGAUCAGACUGAACAGGAAGAAAGUCAGCCUAAAGUUCCCUCCUCUCCUGAUGGAUCCCAUCACGUCACUUACGCAGUGAUUCAGCUUCAAAACCUCAGAAAUAAGGGAAAAUCAGUAGCGGAUGAAACUGUGUAUUCUGAAGUCAAAGUAGGAGCAGCUCUUGGCCCAUAAGGAGAAGUGCACCACUUUGUCCAGGAGCACUUUUACAACCUUGAUGUUUGACCAUAUUGUACCGCAAUAAACCUUCUUUGUUAGCAAGACACA
Molecule: messenger RNA, 1371 nt
Organism: Scatophagus argus
Lineage: Eukaryota; Metazoa; Chordata; Actinopteri; Scatophagidae
Exons: 11
Coding region: 73-1278 (401 amino acids)
Biological process (GO): cell surface receptor signaling pathway
Molecular function (GO): transmembrane signaling receptor activity
Source: RefSeq, a predicted model, not a curated record